ACACACAGGCUGACAUAUCAGCAUACAUAAAAUAUUAAUACAAUCUAAUAUUACAUAUACAAAGUACGGAGCAGAGACCAUUCAUCUAUUUUGCAAGCAUUCAUGGUUUAAAACAGAAACAGGGACACACUGAAGACAUAGAGAAUGAAACUAUCAAAAUCAGAGGCAGAAGAUGGGAAACUGCACUAAGACUCCACAGAAAAAAAACAUGAAGGGCACGUCUUCUCUCGUUCAGUUAACACCUUUGUCUCCAUCUGACCUGCGAUCGGGGAUUGUGGACAGCUGGCCACAACCAUUACAGAGCUUUGGGGCUUUGCAGAGUCUAGCGGGGACUGCCUGCAUCUUCCUGCGACACAGCAUCGCUAUUACCCAGAUCGACAGAGAACUGAGGCCUGAGGAAGUAGAAGAGCUAAAAGAGGCAUUUCAAGAAUUUGACAGAGAUAAGGAUGGAUUCAUUGGACACAAAGAACUUGGGGACUGUAUGAGGACAAUGGGAUACAUGCCGACUGAAAUGGAGUUGAUCGAGCUCUCACAGAAAAUUACAGGAGGCAAAGUUGAUUUUGAUGACUUUGUGGAACUUAUGGGACCAAAGCUCCUGGCAGAGACAGCUGACAUGAUUGGAGUGAAGGAGUUAAGAGAUGCCUUCCGUGAGUUUGAUUCAAAUGGUGAUGGACGAAUCAGCACACUUGAACUGCGAGAGGCAAUGAGAAAAUUGCUUGGACAGCAGUUGGGACCCUGUGACGUGGAGGAAAUCCUGAAAGAUGUAGAUGUUAAUGGGGAUGGACUGGUGGACUUUGAAGAGUUUGUACACAUGAUGUCACGAUGAAAGACAUUUCAUGCUUUCUCAAAGAAUGAAAAGCACAAAUGAAGAAAUCCAGAAAUUUGUAAAGAUAAAAGAUAUAUAUAUAACAGAUUUUCACAGCAUUUAUGUGCUGUUCUAUGUUUAUCAUCUAUAAUUAUGUAGAAUUCUAACAGCAUACAUAUAUUUAGACUUCUUAAAAUGUUCAUAUAAAUAUCUUAGGUAACUCAUUUUGUACAGCAAGACAAUAAAUAAAUUACAAUAAAUAAAUAAAUAGAUGAAAAUGUAUUGUGCAAGUUUAUGUUGAGAUACAGGUAUAGGAUCCAUUAUCAGCAAACCCAUUAUCCAGAAAGCAUCAAAUUGUGGGAAAGGUCAUCUCCCAUUGACCCAAUUUUUAGCAAAUAAAUCACAAAUAUUUCCUUAUUUGCUAUAAAAAUUCAAUAGUCCAUUGUACUUUAUCCUAACUGAGGCAUAAAUAAUCCUUAUUGGAGGUAAACAAUCCUGUUGAGUUUAUUUAGGGCAGAUUUAUCAAAGACCACAAUAAAACUAACUCACUUCAUUCCUAUGGGAUUUUUAAAAGCAUAUCUAUCAAAUGGUGAACUCCAUUGAUAAAUAUGAUUCUAAAUAUUCCAUAGGAUUAAGUAGAACAUGAGUAAGAUUUUCUGUGGUGAGCUGUAAUCUCACAUUUUGAUAAAUCUGCCCCUUAACGUUUUUUAUGAUUUUUUUAGUAGG
Xenopus laevis (African clawed frog) is the source of this 1531-nucleotide messenger RNA. RefSeq names its product calcium-binding protein 2-like. The transcript is spliced from 7 exons. Bases 173 to 826 code for a protein of 217 amino acids. The record is from RefSeq and is a predicted model, not a curated record. NCBI's taxonomy places the organism in Eukaryota, Metazoa, Chordata, Amphibia, Anura, Pipidae.